Molecule: messenger RNA, 3003 nt
Organism: Rhea pennata
Lineage: Eukaryota; Metazoa; Chordata; Aves; Rheiformes; Rheidae
Gene: STOML1
Product: stomatin like 1
Exons: 7
Coding region: 809-2056 (415 amino acids)
Cellular component (GO): plasma membrane
Source: RefSeq, a predicted model, not a curated record
CACCCGCAGCAGGAGCUGCUCUGGGAGCUGCGGCUGUGUGAGAUCCCAGGCAGCAAGUGCGGGGAGCGGGGCCUGGAGCAGAUAAGGGGCUGUGGCACGGUGACAAGGCCGCACAGGAGUAGGAAUUGCUGGGAAAAACAGCUGUCCCUGUUCCCUAUGGGGCUGGAGAGCCCUCCGGAGCCACUUGAGCUGCACGUGCAGUGGAGGAUCCGGUCCUCCUCGCGUCUGGAGGAGUAGUUCCCUUGAAAGGCCCAUGCAGAAAAACUCACCAAGCUGUUUCCUCCUCCUGCCGUCAGCAGCCACAUGACGAGUGAACCAGGAAGCGCUCGCAGCCUCCCUCCUUCCCACUGCAGCAUCCUCGCUGGGGAGACAGCGGCCAGCUCUCGCCCCGCAGAGGGGCGGCUGGCAGGCAGGGCCACCCGGGGGGGCCUGGCAGAGCCCUCUCCGUUACUGGCUUUUGUAUUUUUUUCUAGCAUCCUUCUGACUUGCAUAACAGGGCAGGGAGAUUUGCAGCAGCCCCAGACAAACGAGGGUUGGGCAGGGACAGUGUGUGCCUGAGCUGCUGGGCUGCCCGUGCUCCCGGGGACCAGGCAGUGCUCCAGUCUCCGCUCUGCAGCACUGGUAAGGGUGGCAGGGCUCCUGGGGGAGGCAGAGGCUGCGCCAGGCUUCAGAGGUGCUCAGCGGGCAGCAGCGGCAGGCGCAGGACUUGCCACCUCAAUGGCAGAGGAGAGACAGGCUUAGAGGGCUCUGGGUGCAGGGAGCCGGGCUCCUCCCCAGCUGAAGCACCAACACCAGGGCUUGGGACAUCAUGUUCAGCCGGUCAGGAUACCAAGCCCUUCCCUUGGGAGACUUUGACCGCUUCCAGCAAUCCAGCAUUAGGCUCUAUGGUGCCCAGAAAGGCUUCUUCUCAUUUGGAUCCAAGCAAGACCCUCUGGGGCAGACCUCAAAUGCAGCAGAUUCCUCACAGGGCUGGCUGUCCUGGAUCUGCCAUGGGAUUAUCACAUCCUUGGUCUUCUUGUUGAUGGUUGCCACCUUCCCCAUCUCGGGCUGGUUUGCCUUCAAGAUCGUGCCCACCUAUGAGCGAAUGAUCAUCUUCCGCUUGGGCCGCAUCCGGGCACCGCAGGGGCCAGGCAUUGUCCUGCUGCUGCCUUUCAUCGAUAACUGGCAGAGAGUGGAUCUGAGGACAAGGGCCUUCAACGUGCCACCCUGCAAGCUGACCUCCAAGGAUGGUGCCAUCAUCUCGAUGGGCGCUGAUGUCCAGUUCCGGGUAUGGGACCCAGUGCUGUCCGUCAUGAUGGUGAAGGACCUCAUCGCCACCACUCGUAUGACAGCGCAAAAUGCCAUGACUAAGACCCUGCUGAAGAAGAGCCUUCGUGAGAUCCAGGCCGAGAAGCUGCGGAUUGGAGAACAACUGCUAGUUGAGAUUAAUGACAUGACCAAGUCCUGGGGCCUGGAGGUAGAUCGAGUGGAGCUGACCAUGGAGGCCGUGCUGCAGCUGCCCCAGGAGAGCAUUACGGGCCCCCUCGCCACCCUGCCACCAGUGCCGGGGCUGGAGGGGCUCGACAGCACCAUUCAGCAGCUGGCUGCCCAUCUCUUCAGCAACACUCUGACAGGCAGUGCCAACAGCACCCCAGAGGCAGCAGACAGCAUGGAGAUUGUGAAUGAGGUGGAGUCUCCCACUGCUGCCAUCCCCACCGCCAGCGCCAGGAGGAAACCCAGCGCAGACGAGCUGCUCUCAGCUGUGGAGCUCUUCCUGUCUGAGCAGUUAGUCGGCCAGGUGGGAGCAUCUUACCAGGUCAACAUCACCCUGCCGAGCGGAGCCCGGAGCACCUAUUUCAUUGACCUUUCCUCAGGCAGUGGGCGAGCUGGCCGCGGAUUGCCAGAGAGCAGCCCUGAUGUGGUUCUGGAGAUGUCAGAGAAAGACCUGCAGGACCUCUUCCUGGGUGAACUUCGUCCCUUGAGUGCCUAUAUGAGUGGGAGGCUGCAAGUGAAAGGCGACCUGCACGUUGCUCUGAAGUUGGAGGAGCUUUUCAGGGCGAUGAAGCAACGUAGAUAGAGCAUGUGUGUGGGUGUGAGUCUGUGUGUCCAUGUGUACAUGUGUCUUUGUAUGUGAGCGAAAGGCACUGGAGGGGUAAAGUCAGCAGAGGUGGGGAGUGCAGGGGUGCUGCAUAGCGAGGGCCUUGCCUUCCCCACUUUGGAGCUCAUGCUGUCCCCUCUGCAAAGCAGUAGGAGUCGCAUGUGAGCAGGGAAACUGAGGCAAUAGAAGCCCAGAGAUCUCCCCUGUCCCUCAGGUUCCCACCCUCUUUGGGGUGAGCUCUGUUGCUUGUCCUUGCUCUUUUCUUUCCCUCCCCUCCCCACCCUUGCCCACAACUUUUCUAGUUGAGAACAAGUUGGCACCCCAGCUUGUGUCCAGAGAAUCCCCAUGUCCCUUAGCCAAGAGCUGCUGCAGGGCAUAGACCAAUGUCUUGAUGCCUCCUCAGCGGUGAAGGGAAGAGUGGUUGGGCUCCCCUGGGAGAUCUGGGGAUGAGAACCCCUUGGGGACCUCAUACUGGAAGGGGCAGGAGGUAAAAGUGCACUGGACUGGGAAGAGCUUAGGGACAUUGUAACCAAAUCAGCUUGACAGAACAGCAGCCAUGGGAGUGAGAUGGCACAGAGGGGAGAUCGUGAGUGGUCAGUGUAGCUGAAGAGAGACAACAGAGCAACUGGGCCAAGCUGGAUGCCAUGAGUGGGCUAGUGUUCAGGUCCAGCAUGGCACUGCUGACCCCAGUGUUUCCAGGGGAAGAAGCAGAGGUUAGGGAAUGGCCCGCCCAGAUGUGCCUGGGCCUUCCCGGCACAGAGGUUCGUAAUAAGUGAUUGCGCUAAUUUGUGCUUCAAAGUGCUUUUGCAUGCGUGCUGUGAGGUCUGUCCGCAGGGUACGCAUGGACUGUAUAUAGGCAUAUAUAGAUAUUUAUUUAUUUUGUAAGCUUCCUUUCUAUCAACUCUUGAUUGACAAUAAACCUGUUC